Molecule: messenger RNA, 870 nt
Organism: Mixia osmundae IAM 14324
Lineage: Eukaryota; Fungi; Basidiomycota; Mixiomycetes; Mixiales; Mixiaceae
Exons: 3
Coding region: 18-794 (258 amino acids)
Biological process (GO): translation
Cellular component (GO): ribosome; cytosol
Molecular function (GO): structural constituent of ribosome
Source: RefSeq, a predicted model, not a curated record
CCACAAGUCUCGACAGCAUGGCGGUAGGAAAGAACAAGCGACUGUCAAAGUCAAAGAAGGGCUCGAAGAAGAGCAAGGUCGAUCCUUUCUCACGAAAGGAUUGGUUCGACAUCAAGGCGCCUUCGAUGUUCGAGACUCGCAAUGCCGGCAAGACGCUCGUCAACCGAAGCCAGGGCAUGAAGAACGCAGCCGACGGUCUCAAGGGACGGGUCAUCGAGCUCUCUCUCGCCGACUUGAACAAGGACGACGAACAGUCCUUCAGGAAGAUCAAGCUGAGAAUAGACGAAGUCAACGGCAAGAACUGUCUGACCAACUUCCACGGAAUGGACUUUACCUCUGACAAGCUCCGCUCGCUCGUGCGAAAGUGGCAGACUCUGAUCGAGGCUCACGUCGACGUGAAGACGACGGAUGGCUACCUCCUCCGCCUGUUCACCAUCGGCUUCACGAAGAAGCGCCAGAGCCAAGUCCGAAAGACGACUUAUGCCAAGUCGUCCCAAGUCCGCGCGAUCCGUGCAAAGAUGUUCGAGAUCAUGAUCCGGGAGUCAAACUCGUGCGAUCUCAAGGAACUCGUCGCCAAGUUUGUGCCAGAGGUCAUCGGCAGAGAGAUCGAGAAGUCUUGCCAGGGCAUCUACCCGCUCCAGAACGUCUACGUCCGCAAGGUCAAGAUCCUCAAGGCGCCCAAGUACGAUCAAUCUGUCCUCUUUGGUCUGCAUGGCGAGUCAACUGGAUCUGGCGAGACUGGCGCCAAGGUCGGCGCAGAGUUCAAGGAGCCUGCACCGCUGGCAGAAGUCUAAACUCUGGCCAGGCUUAGGAGGACCACUCGCCGCAAAUCUCUCCGAGCAUUGUAACAUUGCAGGCUUGCUCAAUGAC